GUUCAACCUGCAUUUUCAUCGUUUCCUCUCAUCAGCUCAUCUUAUUUAACAAUCUUUCGAUCCGCCAUUCCUUCAACAACUAACCAUGGGAACAGAAACUAUGACGAGGAGGAGUGUCGUGAUGUUUCCAUGGCUAGCAUACGGCCACAUUACACCCUUCGUCGGACUGGCCAAGAAUCUCGCAGACAGAGGAUUCAUAGUCCAUUUAUGUUCCACUCCCGUCAACCUUAAUUCCAUCAAAAACAACAUUCCUCAAUCCUAUUCCCAAUCGAUUCAAUUUCUGGAACUCCAUCUUCCAGAAUCGCCGGAUCUUCCUCCUCAGUACCAGACCACCAAUGGCCUCCCGCUCCACCUCCACGACGCGCUCAAAAAGGUCCUGAAAAUGGCGGAACCUGAUCUCACCAAAUUCCUGAAAACCUUGAAUCCGGAUUUGUUAAUCUACGAUGUCGUAAAUUUAUGGGCGGAAAAGGUUGCCUUGUCGCUUAAUAUCCCUUCUGUCCGGUUCUUCACCGCCAGUGCCGCCAUGUGCUCGUAUUUCACGCACAUGAUGACUAAACCCGGCGAGGAGUAUCCUUUCCCGGCUCUUCGGCUCCGGAAAUACGAACAAACUAGAACUAGUGAGCUCUUGAGUCACGAGACGCGAAACUUCAAGCGGGAGAAAAGUCAGGAAACCGUAGAUAAGCCGGCUCAGGCGAUGAUGUUGGUGAACAGCUCGAGAGAAGUGGAAGGGAAGUACAUAGAUUACUUGUCGGAGACUAUGAAGUACAAGGUAGUGUCUAUCGGAACAACAUUCCAGGCUCCGGUGGAUUCGGACGAUGAAACAGAGCUCAUUGAUUGGCUCGCGAGAAAACCGGCGAGUUCAACGGUGUUCGUUUCAUUCGGGAGCGAAUAUUUUCUGAGGAAAGAAGAUUUGGAGGAGAUCGCGUACGGAUUGGAGCUGAGCGGCGUGAAUUUCAUAUGGGUGCUGAGAUUCCCGAAAGGAGAGGAAAUCUCCGUAGAAGAAGCUCUCCCGGGAGGUUUUCGGGAGAGAAUCGGGGAGAGAGGGAGAAUUGUGGAGGGGUGGGCCCCGCAGGCGAAGAUUCUAGGUCACCGGAGCACCGGCGGGUUUGUGAGCCAUUGCGGGUGGAAUUCGAUGAUGGAAAGCUUGAAUUUAGGGGUUCCGAUCAUCGCGAUGCCGAUGCAUUUGGAUCAGCCGAUGAAUGCGCGGUUGAUGGUGGAGAUCGGGGCGGCGGUGGAGGUCGAGAGAGACGAGAAGGGUGAGCUUCACCGGGAGGAAAUGGCGGCGGCUCUGAGAGAGACGGUGGGUGGGGAGAGCGGAGAGAAUCUGAAGAGGAAUGUGAAGAGAAUCAGUGAGAAUUUGAGAUUGGGAGGAAGCAGAGAGAUGGAUGCAGUGGUGGCAGAGUUGGAAAAGCUUUGCACCAAACCACAAAGGAUUGCAUAAACCCCGAUAGUUCAAGUUACAACUGAGCAUUCUUUAGAGAAGAACGAUUCAUCAUACUAUGAUGUAAUACAUUUUGUUAAAUUAUGAUACUAUGAUGUUUAAUUUUAUGA
Molecule: messenger RNA, 1551 nt
Organism: Ipomoea triloba (trilobed morning glory)
Lineage: Eukaryota; Viridiplantae; Streptophyta; Magnoliopsida; Solanales; Convolvulaceae
Product: beta-D-glucosyl crocetin beta-1,6-glucosyltransferase-like
Exons: 1
Coding region: 86-1441 (451 amino acids)
Molecular function (GO): UDP-glycosyltransferase activity
Source: RefSeq, a predicted model, not a curated record